Molecule: messenger RNA, 744 nt
Organism: Dermacentor albipictus
Lineage: Eukaryota; Metazoa; Arthropoda; Arachnida; Ixodida; Ixodidae
Product: putative nuclease HARBI1
Source: RefSeq, a predicted model, not a curated record
AUGGCACAGUCGGCCGUGAGCAGCACCAUUCACGAGGUGACGGAGGCCAUCAUUUCCGUGUCUGCCCGGAGAAAGUUGGUGGACUUUCCUUUCGCACCGUCUGCCAAGGAUGAGGCAAAGGCGGUGUUUGCGCGACGCGGCGCCAUUCCAGGCGUGCUAGCGUGCGUCGACGGCACGUUGAUCGCCAUCAUGAAGCCAGAGGGACUCAGCCCGGCCGACACGGCGAGCUUCAUGUCGAGAAAGGAUUAUUACGCCCUAAACGCCAUGGUCGUGUGCAACGUGGAACUUCGCAUUCUUGUCGUGGAGCCCCGGUUCCCUGGUUCGUGCCAUGACUCUUGGGUGUGGCAGCAUAACCUACUGCGUGCACGCCUAGCGGCACAACUGCAGCCUGGCGAGUAUCUGCUUGUACCUGGCAGCCAUGCCGGCACCACCUCUGAAGGCCACUACAAUCAGGAGCACGCAUCCUUGCGCAAUGUCGUGGAGAGAUGUAUCGGGGUGUUGAAAAGCAAGUUCUGCUGCUUGCAGCGCUUUCGGACACUGCUAUACAGCCCCGAUAGAGCAGCGCGAAUCAUUUAUGCAUGCGUUGCUCUCCAUAACAUUGCCUUGGACGCGGGCGACUGGACAUUGGACGAUUAUGGUGGGGAAGUGCCACCAGCUGAGGAGCCAGAGGAGCCAGGAGACAUCCAGGUGGUGGCGCCACACAACGUGUUCCUCAGAGGAAUGCAGCAGGCAGCGCCGUUGUAA